CUUCAUUUCAUCCAUACUUGGCUUCGACCCCUACUUUGUCCUUCGGUGACUCGAAGCAGACACACAAAGAGCUCCGAGCUGUUCCAGUUGCAAGGCUAACGUACGGCAGAGUCUCUAUCUGGAACCCACGAAGAAACAUUGAUUGAAAAGAUGGCACUCCCAAUGCCAGAGCCAACUGUUCCUCCUCUCCCACUGACCCAAUACAGGGCGUUAUCAUUCGACAUCUACGGCAGCCUGAUCGAAUACAAAGCUCACAUACUCGACGCAUUUCAACCGUUAAUCUCACGUCUCCCCGCAUCGUCACCGUAUCGGAACCCGGCACCACUCUCGACAACGGUGUCCAACCCAGCCAGCGUUGGGUCUAUCGAGUUUCUGAAGGCUUUUCAACGACAAGAAGACGCCAUCAAGCUGGAAAAGCCGGUCAAACGGUUCGACGAGAUUUUGAUGGAAAUCUGGAGACGCCUGGCCCGAGAACUCGACGUUUCUAGCAGUGAGGAGGAGGCGCGGGCCUUUGGCAGCGAGGCGGUCAUAGCCAGCUGGCCUACAUUUCCAGGGACAUUGGACGCCUUGAAGUCUCUGGGCAAACACUACAAACUCGUGGCUCUAUCGAACGUCGACAACUACGCGUGGUCGAUCACUUCGACGUCACCGGUGAGCAAGCUGGGCGAGGUCGACUGGUGGAAGGCUUUCACGGCCGAGGACUUUGGGGAAGAGGCCAAACGUGCCGACGAGAUCAAGUUGGAGACGGUCGUGGAUUACUGCGCCCGGAACGGAGUCGAGAAGGAAGAAAUCCUGCACGUCGCCCAGAGCCUCGGACACGACCAGGCGCCGGCGAAGAGAUUGGGGAUCAGCAGUGUCUGGUUGAUAGGCGACGGGCCGAGAUGGGGCAAAGAGGCCGAGAGUAAGAUGGCUCUGGAGAAGAAGUUGGUGGGAUAUGCCUGGAGAUUCGACGACUUGAGAGCAUUUUCCGAGGAAGUCGAACGUGCCUUUAACAGGGAGUGACACAAUGGCGACCACAUCACUUGCGGUCACUCGAAAUACACCCCAUGAUAACGACCAAACUUCAGAAUUCCAAAAGCCUUUCCAUGACACGUUUCAUCUUUCAUCUCGAAAUCACAAUUCCUUUCGACGGUUUGACAACAAGAACUCACAGAGUGGCUCUGCUUGGCGUGGUGUGGGUUUUUGAGCGUUUGACACCUGAAAGCCCGUUCGGCCGGGUGUCUUGGUGUUUUCUUGGAUUUCUUGACAUCAAACAACUUUCACUCCCAUUUGAACAUUUGCACGUUCCAUACUCACG
Exophiala oligosperma is the source of this 1297-nucleotide messenger RNA. RefSeq lists its product as uncharacterized. The coding region runs from base 151 to 1002 and encodes 283 amino acids. The transcript has a single exon. NCBI's taxonomy places the organism in Eukaryota, Fungi, Ascomycota, Eurotiomycetes, Chaetothyriales, Herpotrichiellaceae. The record is from RefSeq and is a predicted model, not a curated record.